UGCAGAGUGCCCAUUUUUCUCCCAAGACAACCUACAGGAGAAGGCUGCAACCCAUCAGCCUUGACUGACUGACAUCACUGCAAGAGUGUGGAACCAAGCGAGCAAAAAUGGUUUCUCAGGGGAUUCAGAUGAUUGGUAUAUCGUUGGCUGUGAUUGGCUGGUUCUUGGUCAUCGUGGUGUGCGCCUUGCCCAUGUGGAAGGUCACCGCUUUCAUCGGGGCCAACAUCAUCACGGCUCAGACCAUCUGGCAGGGCAUGUGGAUGAACUGUGUGGUGCAGAGUACUGGCCAGAUGCAGUGCAAGGUGUAUGACUCCAUGCUGGCUCUGCCCCAAGACCUGCAGGCCGCUCGUGCCAUGAUCAUCAUCUCCAUCCUGGCUGGAAUCUUUGGACUGAUCUUGUCUAUCGCUGGCGGGAAAUGCACCAACUGCAUCGAGGAGGAGCAAGCCAAGUCGAAGGCUUGCAUCAUGGCUGGAGUUUUGUUCAUCAUCUCGGGGUUGCUCUGUCUCAUUCCAGUCUCCUGGUCUGCCAACACCAUCGUCAGCGACUUCUACAACCCGCUGAUGAUCGAAUCCCAGAGGUAUGAGUUGGGAGCAUCGCUGUACAUCGGCUGGGCGGCUGCUGCACUGCUGCUGUUGGGAGGGGGGCUACUGUGUUGGAACUGCCCUCCCAAAAAUGAACACCCCCACUACCCAUCCAAAUUCACACCUGUGAAGUCAUCCUCCUCAUCAAGAGAAUACGUAUAGGAUGUUUAGCACUUCUUAAAUGGACCUUUGAGGUCACAGGAAUUUGGAAGACUUGAGAGAAAUCAUAAAAACUUAAAACUUAUUUAUUCUCUGGCAAUGUAAGUACUGCAUAAAAUCACAGCUUGCCACAAGCUGAAUGCUGAGUUUAGAUUGCGGUUAGUGUAUGUGUCUUUGACCUUUCUCACAGCGGACAUUUUGUCUUGUCAAGCAAGUGUAACUAACAGGAUAAACAAUGACUGCAUCUCAUUUAGUAGUGCCAGCGGGGAUUGUGCAUGCUGGCUCACUGUCACACCUAGAUGGAACAAAUUCACCAUCAAUGUUAUCAUUGUGCUGUUUCCUGCUAUGAUAAGUCAACAGUCUACUUAAACACCAAACAGGAACUUGGCAUAUGUUUAGGACUCAAAAUGGAAGAGCCUUUUUAAAAAUUUUAAAUCAUGUACUGUGUCUGGAUGAUGAGUAACUAGAAUGUAAAUCAUGAUCAUAAUUAAUCUGUGUAAAUAUUUAGUCAGAUUGUUGUAAGGGAUUCACAGUGUAACGUUUCUUUAUUGUCAUUCAGAUAGUAACAUCUCAACAAAUAAAGACAAAAAAACAUACUUCAAGUAUAACUUAUUAGUUUUAUAAGUUUGCAUUGAUUAGAUCUGUCUUAGAAAAAAUAAGUAAACACUGUUGGUGAAGGAAAAUCUAUGCAUUUUUAUCUGUUGUCCAUUUUCACACAGCCUGCAAAUUCUUCAAAUUAAGUUUCUGAAUCUUGUAAUGUUCUGUUACUGUAAAUAAAUUAUAUAAUCACUGGGUGA
Molecule: messenger RNA, 1537 nt
Organism: Perca flavescens (yellow perch)
Lineage: Eukaryota; Metazoa; Chordata; Actinopteri; Perciformes; Percidae
Product: claudin-4
Exons: 2
Coding region: 108-743 (211 amino acids)
Cellular component (GO): bicellular tight junction; membrane
Molecular function (GO): structural molecule activity
Source: RefSeq, a predicted model, not a curated record